CCGGUGGAUACAGCAGUGUUUACAGGUGCAGUACGUGAUAUUAAGGGCAGGCGGUCAUCACUGGGGGAAGAAAAAAAGCAGACAUACUUCCAAGAGGGAGCUGCAGUGAGGACACAGCCUGGUCACUGAGGUCAGAGAGUAAAACUGUUUGAUUAUCUGAGGAUCAGAGUGCAGCAGGCUGGAUGUGACGAUGGGGCACUCUUUGCUCUGCAUGAUGGGCUUUUUCUUGCUCAGUACUGUCAUCUGUGGAAAUGCUGAAGAUAACACUACUCAUUCACAAGAUGCUGAUAAAUCGGAGGAAGAGCAACCAACCUCAGCUCCUCCUAAGCCCACUGUGACCCUGCAGCCAUCCUGGACUCAGAUAUGCAGAGGUGAGACAGUCACUGUCAGAUGUGGAGGUGAAGAAGCUCAGUGGACGUAUGAAUGGAGACGAGACCAAGUAAACAUAAGUGAAACAUCCAGUGAAUACAGAAUCAGCAGAGCUACUGAGUCUGACAGUGGAGGAUACAGCUGCCGGGGUAGAAGAGGUUCUUCCUGGACAGAGUGGAGUGAUGUCACCACAUUGACUGUAUUAUCUCCUCCUAAGAUCACUGUGUUCCUGCAGUCAUCCUGGACUCAGAUAUACAGCCUUGUGAUAAACAGCAGUGAGACAGUCAUUGUGAGAUGUGAGAUUCAGGGAGGUGAAGGAGCUCAGUGGACGUAUGAAUGGAGACGAGACCAAGUAAACAUAAGUGAAACAUCCAGUGAAUACAGAAUCAACAGAGUUACUGAGUCUGACAGUGGAGGAUACAGCUGCCGGGGCAGACGAGGCUCGUCCUGGACAGAGUGGAGUGACAACAUCACAUUAACUGUAUUGUCUCCUCCAAAGCUCACUGUGACCCUGCAGCCAUCAAUGACUCAGAUAUAUAGCGGUGUGAUAUACAGCGGUGAGACAGUCACUGUCAGAUGUGAGAUUCAGGGAGGUGAAGGAGCUCAGUGGACGUAUGAAUGGAGACCAGACAAGUUAAACACACCUCCAACAUCCAAUAACUACAGAAGCAUCACAGUUACUGAGUCUGUCAGAGGAGCAUACAGCUGCCGGGGCAGAAGGGGAAGUUUCUACACAGAGUGGAGUAAAAGCAUCACAUUGACUGUAUCAUCUCCUCCUAAGCCCACUGUGACCCUGCAGCCAUCCUGGACUCAGAUAUACAGCGGUGAGACAGUCACUGUCAGAUGUGAGAUUCAGGGAGGUGAAGGAGCUCAGUGGACAUAUGAAUGGAGACCAGACAAGUUAAACACACCUCCAACAUCCAAUAACUACAGAAUCAUCACAGUUACUGAGUCUGACAGUGGAGGAUACAGCUGCCGGGGCAGAAGGGGAAGUUUCAACACACAGUGGAGUAAAAGCAUCACAUUGACUGUAUCAUCUCCUCCUAAGCCCACUGUGUUCCUGCAGCCAUCCUGGACUCAGAUAUACAGAGGUGAGACAGUCACUGUCAGAUGUCAGAUUCAGGGAGGUGAAGGAGCUCAGUGGACGUAUGAAUGGAGACAAGGCCAGAAAAACAUACGUGAAACAUCCAAUGAAUACAGAAUCAUCAGUGCUACUGAGUCUGACAGUGGAGGAUACAGAUGCGGGGGCCGAAGAAGCUCCUCCUGGACAGAGUGGAGUGAUAUCACCACAUUAACUGUAUUAUCUCCUCCUAAGCCCACUGUGACCCUGCAGUCAUCCAGGACUCAGAUAUACAGCGGUGAUAGAGUCACUGUCAGAUGUGAGAUUCAGGGAGUUGAAAGAGCUCAGUGGACGUAUGAAUGGAGACGAGGCCAGUCAAGCAUACAUCCAACAUCCAACGUAUAUACAAUCACAGUUACUGAGUCUGAUGGUGGAGGAUACAGCUGCCGGGGCAGAAGAAGCUCCUCCUGGACAGAGUGGAGUGACAUCACCACAUUGAGAGUAACAGUUCCCAUUAAGCCCACUGUGACCCUGCAGCCAUCCUGGACUCAGAUAUACAGCGGUGAGACAGUCACUGUCAGAUGUGAGAUUCAGGGAGGAGAAGGAGCUCAGUGGACGUAUGAAUGGAGAGCAGCCAAGUUAAACACACGUCCAACAUCCAAUGAAUACAGAAUCACAGUUACUCAGUCUGACAGUGGAGGAUACAGCUGCCGGGGCAGAAGGGACUAUUCUUUAACAGAGUGGAGUGAAACCAUCACACUGACUGUAUCAUAUAAACCCCGUCCUGUCCUCACUGUGUCUCCAUCAUGGCUGAGUCCUGGAGCCUCAGUAACUCUGAACUGUCAGGUUGAACAUCAGUCUGCAGGAUGGAGCUUCUACUGGUAUAAAGCUGUUCCUGAUCUUAAAACAUACAACUAUAAAUCCUACAAUUAUGAGCUGCUACCUGAUGGCAGUGGGACUGCACAGGACUCCUACAUCAUUCAUGGACAGACACACACAGCAGGAUAUGUGUGCAGAGCUGGAAGAGGAGACCCAGAGUAUCACACUGAUCACAGUCAACCAGAGUUUGUCUGGUCUGCAGAUGUUCAUUCAGCAGCGUCUCUCACAGUGAGUCCUGACAGAGUGCAACACUUCACCUCUGACUCUGUCUCACUGACCUGUGAGGGAAACUUCACUGAGUGGAGAGUGAGGAAGUUCUCUGAGGACGGCCGACUGUACUCUGACUGUAGGAGAAUGACUGGAUCCACAUGUAACAUCAAGACAUCAAAGUCAGAUACUGGAGUGUACUGGUGUGAGUCUGGAUCAGGAGAGUUCAGCAGUGCAGUCAACAUCACUGUACAGAAUGAUGGUAAUGUUCCUAUCCUGGUGAGUCCUGUUCAUCCUGUGACUGAGGGAGCUUCUGUUAGUCUGAGCUGCAGUUUGAAAAGAAAAAAAAUACUUUCCAAUGUGUUUUUCUAUCACAAUGACAAACUUAUUCAAAAUGAUACCCGAGGGGAGCUGAAGAUCUCUGCAGUGUCAAAGUCUGAUGAAGGUUUCUACAAGUGUCAGUCCUCAGGAAGAGAGUCAGCACAGAGCUGGAUGUCAGUUAAAAUAACUGGACGCAGUUCAUCUCCUGUGUGGUUGAUGGUUGGACUGGUUUGUGGAGUCUCUCUCAUUAUUAUUCUCCUGCUCUUGUUGUAUCGCUGCAGACAGUCCAAGUAUUCCUGCUUCACCAGGUCGAUCCAGUCUGAGAGUCACAGUCUGGGCUCCUCCACAAAUCAUGGAGUCAACCAGGAUGAAACUCAUGUGUACGACUCUCCUCAUUAUGGUACCAAUCACAUCUAUGACUCAGUUACGCAGGUUGAAGACAACAGAAAUGGAUCAGAUGAACAUCCAGAUGUCACAUACGCUCUUAUUGAACUUAAAAACUUUGAAAAGAAGCGGAAGCAUCAUAAACCAGAGCAGAGUGCUGUUUACUCUGAGGUGAAGACGGGAGCUGCAGAGGACAGUCUGAUGUAUGCUGAGGUCAAACGCCCCAAAAAAGAAAAAGCCAAGAAGAAAGCAGGAAAAUCAAGUCCUGCAGCUGAUGCAGCAGUUUAUUCUGAAGUCACAUUAGGAAGCUUUCCUGGUCAGUGAGGAGAGCUGCAGCAGCAAAGCCAAGAAGAAGCAUUUUAUGAAUCCACUGUUGCUCCUCUGCUGCCCAAAUAUCAGACACACUCAGUUUUUAGUUUUAAUGAUAUUGAAUAAUAACAUGAUAUAUAGUUGGUGCUGUCUUUUAGCAUAAAGCACACAGAGAUGUGUCCUGUUUCAGAUUCAUGCGCUUUAUAUUUAGCUGAUACUUUAAUUCAUUGUUGAGCUUUUGUAUAAAACUUUGAAUGUAUCCUGUUCCAACAGCAGCGAGAAAAAAAGUUUGAAGUCGGUGAUUUUUAGUAGCUGAUAGCAACGACUUAAAGUCAGCAGAGUUACAUUAGGAUCUGCUGGUAUGAACACCAACAAAUACUUUUGCUGUGUGAGUGUAAAGAUCUAUAUUGUGUAAAAAAAAAAUAAUUAUUUGGUAUAAAAACAUGAAAAAGCUGCUUCAUGAUUCAUUUAAUGUCAGAUACUUUUAUUGUAGUUUUAGUGUAUCUCUCUUGUAUUUUAAUCUGAAGCUGUGAAUGUUAUUUUUAUUUUUUUAAUGUUGUUUGCUGUUCUCACUUUUUCUGGAUUUUACAUAGUUUUUCUUAAAGUUAUUUAUUUUGAAUGUAGAGCACUGUGAUCAGCUCUGUUGUGUUAAACAUGGUAUAUAAAUACAUUUGACUUUGACUUCACCUUUUCUUGUAUUUUAAUCUGAGUAAAGAUUUAAGAUUGUUUGGACUUGAUUAGAUUUUCUUGGCUUUAUGAUUUGCUUUAAAGCUUUUAUUGAAGCUGCAUUGUGAUACUACCUUUUAUUUUUUCAGUAGGGCGCAGUGCUCUCCAUUUAGAAGUACUUUGAGUUCAUGUAUUACACAUAUACACAUUCCUACUAUUAUUAAUUACUAAUUAUUGAAGAAAGAAAGGUCGCAGUGAUAUUUGUGUCCAGAGUUCUGUGAGUUGAUGAUCCAGUCAUGGCCUUUGAUGAUGUUGAGCCAUCACUCGCUGUCCUGUGUUUGUCCCACAUGUGGCUUUCUAGAGGAACAAAACACAGCUGGGUGCAAAAACAUCGUCAGUAUAAACUGUGAGGUGCAGCUCUGCAUUAUUUGUCUGUUUGUUUUUAAAAUAUUAUUACUCCUCCAUCCAGAAGCAGACCUGGACAGGUCACCACUGU
Molecule: messenger RNA, 4691 nt
Organism: Oreochromis aureus
Lineage: Eukaryota; Metazoa; Chordata; Actinopteri; Cichliformes; Cichlidae
Product: Fc receptor-like protein 5
Exons: 24
Coding region: 191-3544 (1117 amino acids)
Biological process (GO): cell surface receptor signaling pathway
Molecular function (GO): transmembrane signaling receptor activity
Source: RefSeq, a predicted model, not a curated record